ACAAAUACUCAUUCUUUCUCUCUCUCAGACCCUCAGUUUUCAAAUUUCAGAUCUAGCUCUCUCUCUCUCUCUCUCUCACGUAGAAUCGGAGAAAUGGACGCCAUUGACUCAGUUGUCGAUCCUCUCAGAGAGUUCGCCAAGGAUAGCGUCCGCCUUGUCAAGCGCUGCCACAAGCCCGAUCGCAAAGAAUUCACGAAAGUGGCGUUCCGUACAGCGAUCGGAUUCGUGGUGAUGGGAUUCGUCGGCUUCUUCGUGAAGCUGAUCUUCAUUCCGAUCAACAACAUUAUCGUCGGUUCCGCAUAGGUCAUAUGAAGAAGCACUAAUUUGCUAGAGGUGGAAGGCAGAUGGGUCAGGGUGAAACUUAAUUUUAAAGAGGAAUGCUUAGCAAGUAGCUUCUUAGGUCUUAUUUGAUAUGUGUGCAUUUCUCCAGUAGACAAUGAAAUUUGGUGGUUUUGUACUUUUGUUUUUCUAUAAUGAGACCUGUAUUGACUGUUCUUAUAUUUUGGAUAGUGAAUUGGUUGGCUCCUUUUUGAGUUUGAGCUCAAUGGGCCUAAAAACAAAUAAAACCAGAGCAUUCUUCUGGCUU
Quercus robur (English oak) is the source of this 586-nucleotide messenger RNA. RefSeq names its product protein transport protein Sec61 subunit gamma. The transcript has 3 exons. Gene Ontology annotation, molecular function: transmembrane protein transporter activity. NCBI's taxonomy places the organism in Eukaryota, Viridiplantae, Streptophyta, Magnoliopsida, Fagales, Fagaceae. Gene Ontology annotation, biological process: post-translational protein targeting to membrane, translocation; protein targeting. Bases 94 to 303 code for a protein of 69 amino acids. Gene Ontology annotation, cellular component: Ssh1 translocon complex; membrane. The record is from RefSeq and is a predicted model, not a curated record.